AUGGGUCGCCUCCUGAUACCGCGUACAUGGCGACUGUCAAGCAUCGUCUGGUUCCUCAUGGUCUUUGAACUGCCCUUCACCAUCGCCAACCUCACCCUCUUCGGUGUCGCAUCACCCAACCUGUAUCGCACGAUUCUGUGGAGAGAAGGAGGACGGAUGGGCUUCAACUCUGACCCGAGUACGAUUGUUUAUGCAUAUGCAAAUUAUCGGCCAGUCAACAUUCCAUUGAUCUGGAGUUCUUUUAACACGGAGUACCAUCUGGUCAUUGGAGUAGUCUGCAUGUUCUUCUGGCUUGUCAAGGCCACGCUGUGGCUACUUCACGUCUUCUACCCAAUCGUCUCACUUCUUCUACACAUCGGUCUCAUGUCUAUCUGGGCAUAUGGCAUUCAUAUCCAGACCUCGCCCGACACCAUCGACCCUAAGCGCAUCAAUAAGGGUGUGCCCUGGUACCUUAAGAAGAGCUGUGACAUCGUCGACGAUAAGAACAUCCGAAGCUACUGCAUGCAAGCGAAGAGCUCCUUUGCUGUCAGCAUAAUCAUGUUCUCCAUUUACGUGUUCUUCAUCAUCCUCUCUGCCUACUCCCUCGUCCCCACCGCGGCGCAGAAGCAAGCCCACGCCGCCAAACUCGCCGCAAAGAAAGCCGAAAAGGAAAAAUGGGCACAAUACUCCGACGACUACGAAACGUCAGCAGAAGAACAAUGGCAACACAUGUGGGAGCUCCAACAACUACCCCGAACCCCGGGAACAUCGGGGGGCGUAAAGAGUCCCAUGACUCCACGCACACAAGCCUUCAACAGCUUGGGCGGCGACGAGACUGGGCACGGCGGCUACUACAGUAAUGUACCCAAGAAUCCAAAUGCAUGGCAUCCUGGGCACGGUGGCGUGACAGUGCAGGCCAUCAGCCCAGUGAUGGAGCAAGAUGAGUACAUGAGUCAGUAUGGCAGUGAGGGCAAGGGCAAGGGCCAUGCGUCCUGA
Plenodomus lingam JN3 is the source of this 975-nucleotide messenger RNA. RefSeq lists its product as uncharacterized. NCBI's taxonomy places the organism in Eukaryota, Fungi, Ascomycota, Dothideomycetes, Pleosporales, Leptosphaeriaceae. The record is from RefSeq and is a predicted model, not a curated record.